This is a messenger RNA of Drosophila biarmipes, 447 nucleotides long. RefSeq names its product ATP synthase membrane subunit K, mitochondrial (gene Neb-cGP). Lineage: Eukaryota; Metazoa; Arthropoda; Insecta; Diptera; Drosophilidae. The record is from RefSeq and is a predicted model, not a curated record. The coding region runs from base 152 to 298 and encodes 48 amino acids. The transcript is spliced from 3 exons.
GACCUUUUAGGUAUUUUCUUCGGUAUUUUUCCUCCGGCAUAUCUUAUCGAUAACUUAUCGGUCAGACUGAUGACAGUUGUAUAACCUCCGCCGAAAAUAUUUUUUCUGGCGACUGCAGCAGCUCGAAUUCCGUGCAAAUAAACCCUGAGAAAUGGCUGGCGAAGGCGAGAAACUGACCGGUCUGUCCAAGAUCUUCAAUGGCACCACCAUGAGCGGCCGUGCUAACGUGGCCAAGGCCACGUACGCCGUGAUGGGCCUGCUGAUCGCCUACCAGGUGCUGAAGCCCAAGAAGAAGUAGGGCGCUCCACCGCUCAUCUGCCGCCUCCGAAGUUUUGGGUCCGCGGAUCCCGGGGACCCACCGCUGGAUCCCGGUUCCCGGAUCAGUUUAUUUUAUGUGUAGUGCAAGACCUUGAAGGAAUAAAUAAGCUGAGAAUGUAACACAUUGAA